This is a messenger RNA of Chelonoidis abingdonii (Abingdon island giant tortoise), 3622 nucleotides long. Its product is annotated as interferon kappa-like. Gene Ontology annotation, biological process: defense response. Gene Ontology annotation, molecular function: cytokine receptor binding. Lineage: Eukaryota; Metazoa; Chordata; Testudines; Testudinidae. The record is from RefSeq and is a predicted model, not a curated record. Gene Ontology annotation, cellular component: extracellular region.
UACUUCAUAUUUGAACUCUAAUGUUCAAAUUGAGGAUUAAUACUAUGACAAUUCCAAUGGCAUCUGACCCCACCAAUCCCACAAGAUAUUGUAGAGAAACCUUUGUAUGCAUCCUGGAGAGAAGUAGGUGGGUGUGGAGAAGGGGCACACACACAGCUGGUGGGAGCAAGCCUACGUCUAGACGUUGUGCUCCAAAACCGUAGCAAUGGUUAAAAAAGUCAGGGGCACGGAAUUGCUUGCUUCCCCUCUGCUAGUCCUGCUGGCCCUAAAGUUUACCAUCAUGUCUAUUUUCCCAGAGAGUUGUACCAAGGUGGAACUCCAGAGAGGAACCCUCCCCCUCACCCCAGGCUUGGCAGGAGUUUGUUAUGCUAAUGCUCACAGAUGAAGACAGACAGGUAUAUAGUUUGUUCCUUUUUCUAAUCUAGACAUUUAACUGAAUGACUCACAAAAGCAAAACCUAAGCCACACUAAGCCAUUUACUCUAAUAUAAUGCAUUGUAGUCUUCUUGGGUUGCUAUUACUGCAGAGAUCUGUGAUUUAUCCACGAUCUCACUGUGUAAGAACCAUUUGACCAAGUGAGGGUUGGGGACUGUCUCCUUCAGUUGCUCCCAUUAUGUCUAGUUUACAAAUGUGCUCUUUAAAAGGACAUUAGUAUAGUAGCUUAAACCCCAUCCAUUCUAAUACAAAUUCUUAUUUGUUUCCAAUAUGCUUAUUUAAGAAAAGAAUUUAAAACAUCAUUUACUUUUCAUCGUCUAUGAUGAUCACUCUUCCCCUUCCCAAACUUCUCCACUGAGCCCUCAAUUUCACUUUUUUUUUUUUUAGCUAGUUUCACUUUCCAGAUCUCAUGAACUGUCACACUGCAGCAAAGCUUGGGCUGCAAAUGCCACAGAGGGGAAGUUUUAAAUCCCCAUGAAACAAUUUGUUUGGCAUUAGUUUUUAAGGCAGUAAAUGCAGCAGAACCCCGUUUAUCAGACCGUACUGGGACCGGGGCCAGAUUGGAUCAUCAAAAAUUCCAAUAAUCCAGAGAACGGGAAGUGCUAGGCUGCAAUGCCAUCUAGUGGCCACAGGAGAGAUCUCCUGCUUCUGGACCUGCAUGUGCUGGUUGUUCGGUUAAUACGGAGAGCCAGAUAAAGAAGGGUCAGAUAAAUGUGGUUCUACUGUAUUCAAUAUAUUUUAUAAAGAUAAGGACGGUAAGAUAAUAUCUUUUAUUGGACCAACUUCUGUUGGUGAAAGAAAGCAACUUACACUGUGUAAGCUCAAAACCUUCUCUCUCUCAUCAAGAGAAGUUGGACCUGACCUACCUUCUCCCUCUACUAUCCUGGGACUGAUAUAGCUAAAACAACACUACAUACAAUAUAUUUUAUAAAGACAUUUAAAAAGAAAGCCUACAAUUUAGAGCCUGAAACACCUGACAGUGGUCCUUUAGCUACAAAGUAAAUCUCCCUCAACUAUCUUGAAUAUUAUAUCUUCAUACUGUGUUCUACCAGCCUACUAUUAAAACAUAUUUCAAUUUAAAAGUAGGAAUUUACAGAGGUAGAAUGUAACAGUCUCAUUCAGAAUUUGGCCAAAAAACAAAAGGAUAUCACUUCAAUCCUUUGUAGAUGUUACUUCAGGAUUUGUAAUGACUUCAAAUGAUCAACACAUUGGUUUUGCAGCUCAUCUGAAAGGCAGCAUUGCCAACAGUACAAUGACCCUGAGACACUAUUUAUACACUCAGACGCUGGUGCAAGAGAGACUCAAAGGGAAGCACACCACCAAUGGUGGAUCACAGUGUCCAGACUGGGCCCCCAGCAAGCACAGAGACAGGCCCCCACACUGUCCACAAGAGUAAUAAUUACAUUCUUUCCACCAAGGGGCCUCCUCCAAGCAAGGUCUUCUAAUACCUAGGGAUGAACCUGACACCUACUGAAUCACCAACAGCGCUCCCUACAGAGCACUCAGAUCUCUUCAAAGAUCUGGCAUUCAAACACCAAUCCCAUGAAGGCUACAGUCGUAUGUCUAUGUCACGUGCCUGAAAUAAUUCAGAUUUCCUAUUAAAAAGAACAAAACUACAGAAAAUUCUUGGGGUUCAGGGUCAAAAAUAAUUGGGGUUCCACAAAGAGAACAGUCUCAUUCAGAUCUGAGCGAUUCAGCACCUUAGGCUAUAGAACUAUGAUUAAGAACCCUAGUGCCUGAGCUGUUUAAAAAUAUUUCAGAGUGUAGUUUAGCAGUACAUGCUGCACAGAGCACACAAAGGUCAGAGGUCAAACACCCAGGGCCUCUAAUAAUGCCGCAUAGAAAGGAGAUGUUUAAAAUCCUCUGGGGGAAAACAUGGACAUUGGUAUGGAAGUGUCAGAAGACACUUGAGUCGCCAGUUGGAAAGUGAAAAUGAACACAGGGAAAUUUUAGAGAACCAGAAAAUGAUUAAAGGAAAAACAUCCCACCAAAUAAAUUCAGGGACAUGGAAGGCAUGCACUGUAGACCGCAGACAUCUAACAAGCUACAAGUACUUUGGCAUAAGCCGUGUGAAACGUUAUCAUCAUGGCUACCAAGUCUCAAGGAUGCCUGUGGCAGAUGUGUCUGGUACUGCUGUUCUCCGCUGGAGUCAUGUCACUGGACUGUAACCUGCUUCAUCGCCAGCAAAGCAAAUUUAACUGGUUGAGUCUACAGCUGCUGCAAAACAUGGGUGGGAAGUUUCCUUUGGAGUGUCUGGGGGACAGAACAGCCUUCCACUUUCCUGAGAAGGUUCUGAAGCCCAAAUUUCAACAACAUGCCAUGAUGGCCGUCCAUGAAAUUCUACAGCAGCUCUUUGGCAUCUUCAGCAGGAACCUGAUCCAAACUGGCUGGAAAAGAAGAAACGUGGAGAGGUUCCUAAAUGGGCUCGCUCUGCAGACCGAGCGCCUCGAGACAUGCCUACCUACAAAGGCCGGGGCCAACAUUCUGAGACUGAAGAAAUACUUCCAGAGGAUCCAAGAUUUUCUUAAGGAGAAGAAAUACAGCACCUGUGCCUGGGAGAUUGUCAGAGAGAAAGGGCAGACCUGUCUUCAAUACAUUGACAAGCUCACAAUUAGGAUGAAAAAGUAGGCGACAAACAUUUUACUAUGAACAUUUGAGAAAUUUGGGUGAAGUAACGAACUGGGAGCAGGAAACCAUCUGACCUCAAGCUUAAACUCUAAUAAGGAUUUUGUGACCCUUUUCAAUGGGGAAAAAGCUACAGAACUAUAUGAAUGUACUUCAUGUACUGUGUACAACGUCUCAUCCAAAAGCUAAGAAAUAUUUUAGAGGCCAAAGACAGGUGGAGGGGGAAAAUAUUGUGCAAUUGUUAUUUAUUUUCUUUGUGCAUUGUCAAACUUAUCCUGAUUGUGGGAAUGGAGACUGUCACAUCUAUAUUUAUAUAUUUAUAUAUUUAAAAUAAAAGAAUGACAAAAAAUUGAGCAACUGGUUAGAAUGAAUGUAUUCUGUUGCAUAUGCUCUUGUGAGCCUCACAUAAUGUUUAUGAGUUGAAUGUAACUUGUAUUGGUCUAAGGCAGUGAUAUGCAGACCUCAGUGAUUCAAGGAGCCAAAUUAGUGAUUAACAUUACCCAAAAAAACUGCAGUAGUGUGAAUUCAAUGUUUCAUUUACUUUAUAUAUAUAUAUAUAUAUA